UACUGCUCAACGUUGGUACUUGCGUAAGGAUCUGCUUGUUCAAUAAAGCUUACUAAUGUCCACUGCAAUAACGUGAGUUUUUAAUAAUGCGACCAUUGGCAUUUAAAGUUUGACAUGUUUUGGUGACAUUGCUUCAAGUUAGUUGUUCAAUACCCAAGAAAAUGAACCGUUCACGACCAAUUCUAAAUUCAAUUCAUGAAGUGAAACUUUAUAUGUGUACAAAAACUAGGAUUCCAACUCAUUAUGAAACUCUAAAAAUCAAACCAGAUUGUACACAAGAUGACAUUAAGUCAGCUUAUUACGAAUUGUCAAAACAAUAUCAUCCUGAUAAAAAUAAAUCCACAGACGCUAAAAUACAGUUCCAAAGUGUAUCGGAUGCAUAUGAAAUCUUAGGUAACUUUUCUAAGCGAAAACAGUACGAUCGUGAUUUAGCUGCAAGAGGGCAACGAGCUUCAAUUGUAAACAGACCAGUUCAUGAAGCAAAAGAAGAUCCAUUGGCAGCAUUUUACAGAUCACGAAUGUCAAAUUAUGAUCAUGUAAGAGCUCAGGAGGCUAGAGCUCAUUUUGACUUUGAAACAUGGACAAAGGCACAUUAUGGACAAACUUUGAGAAGGACUUUGAAAGAUAAGAGGAGUAAAAUAAUAAGACAACAAAUGCAGUUAAGAGCUGAGCAGCAACGAGUGCAGGAUAAACAUUCAGCUAUAUUUGUGUCGAUUGCAAUGUUUUUGAUAUGUUCUGGAUUGAUAAUACAACACCAUACUAUUUCAGAAUACGACGAAAAUUUGAUUAAAAAGCAACAAAAUUCGGAUAAAAAAUCAUAAUAUUUCCUAACAUCCC
Phymastichus coffea is the source of this 837-nucleotide messenger RNA. RefSeq names its product dnaJ homolog subfamily C member 30, mitochondrial-like. Bases 162 to 821 code for a protein of 219 amino acids. NCBI's taxonomy places the organism in Eukaryota, Metazoa, Arthropoda, Insecta, Hymenoptera, Eulophidae. The record is from RefSeq and is a predicted model, not a curated record. The transcript is spliced from 3 exons.